This is a messenger RNA of Musca vetustissima, 776 nucleotides long. RefSeq names its product serine/arginine-rich splicing factor 1A (gene SF2). The coding region runs from base 13 to 750 and encodes 245 amino acids. The transcript is spliced from 4 exons. Gene Ontology annotation, cellular component: ribonucleoprotein complex; cytoplasm; nucleus. Gene Ontology annotation, molecular function: mRNA binding. The record is from RefSeq and is a predicted model, not a curated record. Lineage: Eukaryota; Metazoa; Arthropoda; Insecta; Diptera; Muscidae.
ACAACAAAAACAAUGGCAUCACGCAACGAGUCACGCAUUUAUGUUGGAAAUUUGCCACCAGAUAUUCGCACCAAAGAUAUCCAGGAUUUGUUUCAUAAAUUUGGCAAGGUUACGUUUGUCGAUCUUAAGAACCGGCGUGGUCCGCCAUUUGCAUUUGUAGAAUUUGAGGAUGCACGUGAUGCCGAUGACGCUGUUAAGGCCAGAGACGGCUAUGAUUACGAUGGCUAUAGGCUGAGAGUUGAAUUCCCCAGAGGUGGUGGUCCCGGUAGUUAUCGUGGCAGCCGCAAUGAAGGCGGCGGUGGUGGACGUGGUCGUGAUGGUGGCGGUCGCAGUGGACGCGGACCACCAACUAAACGUUCACAAUAUCGUGUUCAAGUUACAGGCCUGCCCGCUUCUGGUUCUUGGCAAGAUUUGAAAGAUCACAUGCGCGAAGCUGGCGAUGUCUGUUUUGCCGAUGCCUAUAAAGAUGGUACUGGUGUUGUUGAAUUUUUACGUUUGGAAGAUAUGAAAUAUGCCAUUAAGAAAUUGGAUGAUUCAAGAUUUAGAUCACAUGAAGGUGAGGUAUCCUAUAUACGGGUACGUGAAGACACUGGCGAUAAUGACCGUGGCGGUGGCCGCGGUGGUGGUGGCGAUUUUGGACGUGGCAGGUCUCGCUCAUUCUCACCUCGCCCAAGAAGACGAGGUACACCCACCUAUUCACCAGUGAGACGGCAAACAUUCUCAAGGUCACGAUCUCGUUCAAACUUUUAAUCUCUAAUGACUAUUCCAAAAACAAA